Messenger RNA from Clunio marinus, 240 nucleotides. Lineage: Eukaryota; Metazoa; Arthropoda; Insecta; Diptera; Chironomidae. The record is from the annotation of a GenBank genome assembly.
AUGUUGUUCAACUUCGUUCUACACAAGUAUUUAUGCUUGAACAGCUGUUGCGAGGCUUUCCUGUGCGAUGUUGUGGCUUGCGUAAACUACAUUGGCAAACUUUGGAUGUUGAGUUCAUUAAACUCAAGAGUGGCUAAAGAAAUAAUUUUUGGUAUUGCAGCACACGAUCACGGUUUAUUAGACCUUUUCUUCAUCUUCUUCUUCUCCUUCAUCAAUUGUGAAGUGAUCGAUGGAAAAUAA